Ichthyophthirius multifiliis is the source of this 480-nucleotide messenger RNA. RefSeq lists its product as hypothetical. NCBI's taxonomy places the organism in Eukaryota, Ciliophora, Oligohymenophorea, Hymenostomatida. The record is from RefSeq and is a predicted model, not a curated record. The transcript has a single exon.
AUGUUCUAUCUAUUAAAUUUAUUAAUAAAUGAAAUUUUCUUUUUCGGCUAAAUUUAAAGAAAGGAUUUUAUUUUAUUCAUUUUAUUCGAUUAUUUGUAAAUCUUUUGUAUUAAUUUGUUUCAAAAGGCUUAAUAUUUCCUGUUUAUAUGGAUUUUUUUUUUAAGUAAUGUUUAUUUUCCAUUAAAAUUCAUCUUCUUAUUAAAAAUUUUCUUGUUAAAAAUUUAUUUAUUCGUGUAUUUAUUUUUGUAUUUCGAUUACAGUUUAUUUAGGUAUACAUUUUUUAUACAUUUCGAUUUCUAUUAAUUUCUAUUUCAUCUUUUUUUCCAAUUUCCUAUACUAUUAUUCUAAAUAUAAACAGUAAUUGAAUAUUUUCUUGUCAGUUAUUUUAGAUUAAAUUCGAAUAUUAUUAUUUUUACUUUAUGGACUGUUUUCGUUAUAGAUUCCUUUGUUUUCGCUUUAUAUUUAUUUAGUUUAUAAUGA